Molecule: messenger RNA, 1326 nt
Organism: Folsomia candida
Lineage: Eukaryota; Metazoa; Arthropoda; Collembola; Entomobryomorpha; Isotomidae
Product: maternal protein tudor-like
Exons: 4
Coding region: 262-1326 (354 amino acids)
Source: RefSeq, a predicted model, not a curated record
UUUUUACAUAAUUUAGGGCCACAAAUGCUUGGAAAGUAUCCUCGAUAUGAUUACAGUGAUUGGAUUGGACAGAAAAUCGGAGUCUUUGGGACGAAGGUUUCAAAAGUGGGAUCGAAUUUCAAAGUGCAUCUUCAACUUCAUCCGACUAUAAUGGAGGCUGUUGAUGCUGGAUUGUUGAAGUAGGACUCUACUUCCAAAGACGCCAAGGACUUUUCAAAGGAUAUUGGUGAUGCUGUUCUUGUUGCGUAUGGCGAGGAUAAAAUGAAUUAUCGAGCUACAAUUUUUCAAAAGUCAAGGGUUGGGUACUUGGUAAAACUGGUAGACUACGGAGACUUUGUCAAUGUUCAGGAAAAAGACAUGCUCAAGAUUUCGAAAGAACUCGUUGAGAUUCCUGAAGCAGCCACACCCUGCUACUUAGUUGAACUAUUGGCAGCGGACCCGAGCAAACGUCCUUCAGAUGAAACCACCAAGGGAAAAUUGAUGGAGUUGAUUAUUGAAAAAAAUCUGGAAUGUUACAUUAGCCAUGCAAAUUUCAUUUAUGACGUGGAUCCCCGAGAAAUUCGAAAGUGUGUAGUGACCCUCGCCUCAGAAGAAGGGAUACCACUUCUUGAUGAUUUUGGCCUAAGAAAGCCAAACCUCUGCAAGUAUUAUACAAACGUUGACCACGAAUUUCCCAUGAUCGACCAGGGUCUUGCAAAGGAAUUAUUUAGUGGCCCCUCAGCAUACAUGUCGGGAGUUCAAUAUGAAGGAGUUGUGUCUUUCAUAGAAAAUUAUGACUCGAUUUGCAUUCAGCUAGAAGGUGACGACCAUCGAGCGGAUGGACUAAGUGAAGAACUGACACAAUUUUUGAAUAAUUGGAAAAAUGUCCCUCAACUGGAUCCUUCAUCUUUGAUCAAUGGAACUUACGUCGCGGCCAGGCAAAAUAUUGAAGAUGAUUUACGCUACUAUAGAGCUAAAAUUUUGGAGGCUUGUCCAGACAAAGACGCGUAUAAAGUCGUUUUUCUGGAUUAUGGAAAUUAUGAUGUCAUUACUUCUACAAUGAUCAAACCCCUCCCGUCUUACUUUUGCAAGGACAAAGCCUUUGCUCUUAAAGUCUCAAUCCCAAUCAAAGUACUCCCCGGUGUAAGUGAAGACGAGGUGUAUCACUAUGUUGAAAAGUUUACAGAGGAACAAGAGCAGCUUACGGUGUACCUCAAAACUGUGGAUAACUUAAUUUAUGCUUGGAUCAUGUGCAUGGAUAAGAUGCUUACAACAUCUUUGAUAGAGAGUAAGAAUCCCCUUGUCAAGCUGAUCUUUCCAACCCCAAUUAUUCCAUUGAAAAAUUAA